Molecule: messenger RNA, 307 nt
Organism: Salvelinus fontinalis (brook trout)
Lineage: Eukaryota; Metazoa; Chordata; Actinopteri; Salmoniformes; Salmonidae
Product: transport and Golgi organization protein 1 homolog
Biological process (GO): vesicle cargo loading; protein secretion; endoplasmic reticulum to Golgi vesicle-mediated transport
Cellular component (GO): endoplasmic reticulum exit site; endoplasmic reticulum membrane
Source: RefSeq, a predicted model, not a curated record
CUGAAAGCCUCUGCUGCCGAGCAUGAUCUGGCCAUGGAGAAGAAUGAGACAGCGCUACUCCGCCAGAGGAUUGUUCAACUAACCUCAAAGAAGCUGAAAAUAGGAAUACCUGGGUUCCUGAUCAAGAACAUUCCCAAGCGCCCGAAAACAACCAAGACCAACAAGCCCUUCUUGAAGACCUGCAAAGUUCUGAAAGCUUUCAAAGCACUAUUCAAGAGAUGAAGGCAAUGCAUACAAUUGUACAUUUGGUGCAAUUAUUCUCAGGACACGGGGUGAAGCAGAGUACAAUAAAUAAAUCCAGAUGCCU